Molecule: messenger RNA, 558 nt
Organism: Anisakis simplex (herring worm)
Lineage: Eukaryota; Metazoa; Nematoda; Chromadorea; Rhabditida; Anisakidae
Source: the annotation of a GenBank genome assembly
GAUUUUGCACUGGAUCCAGAAGAACAAGGAUUAAGACGUGCAACGCAUCAUAUGAUUCGUGCGAUGACCGCUGGUAUGGCUGCAAUAACGUGUCGCGACCCUUUAUCAACCACCUUACAAGGUUAUCUAAAACAGGCAUUCAUCAAUUCUCUUCACGGCGUUUCCAUCGGUCCCGAACAGCACAAAUUGAUUGACGAAGCGUCGUUGACGAUCGCAGAAGAUAACGUUGAAUUGGCAACAAAUUUCAUCGUGAAAUCGGCAUGUGAAAAGGCAACACCGGAUAUGGAUAAACGAAUGGAGAAUGAAUUCUUGAUGAGAAAACAAGCACGACAAGAGGGACGUCAGUACGCCGAUCCAGUGGCGUUGGCAAGAGCUCAGUCGUUACCCGAGAAGAUCCGGCCUCGUGUUGGCGCGAUAACUGCUCAACAGAUGGCCAUUUAUGAGGAAUUCUCCAGCAAGAUUUGUGGAUUUAAACCAACAACUGCUGAGGACAUGAUCGUCGAUUAUAGUGUUAUGAAGUCGUCAACGCCAACGACAAUGCAAUCAGUCGUUCAUCAU